Pristis pectinata (smalltooth sawfish) is the source of this 1583-nucleotide messenger RNA. RefSeq names its product zinc finger protein-like 1 (gene zfpl1). The coding region runs from base 68 to 1036 and encodes 322 amino acids. Gene Ontology annotation, cellular component: Golgi apparatus. The transcript has 7 exons. NCBI's taxonomy places the organism in Eukaryota, Metazoa, Chordata, Chondrichthyes, Rhinopristiformes, Pristidae. The record is from RefSeq and is a predicted model, not a curated record.
AGACGUGGCAGCGGGCGGUCGGGCGGUCGGGAGGGAGAGGCGGCGGCGGACGGGCCGAGUGGCGGCCAUGGGGCUCUGCAAGUGUCCGAAGCGCCGCGUCACCAACCUCUUCUGCUUCGAGCACCGCGUCAACGUGUGCGAGCACUGCCUGAUCUCCAAGCACAGCAAGUGCAUCGUCCAGUCGUAUCUCCAGUGGCUCCAGGACAGCGAUUACAGUCCCAGCUGUCGGCUCUGCAAUGCUCCACUCGCCGAUGAUGACACGGUCCGGCUCGUUUGUUAUGACCUCUUCCACUGGUCCUGCCUGAACGAGAUGGCGGCCCGGCUGCCGAAGAACACGGCCCCCGCGGGCUACCAGUGCCCCAGCUGCAGUGGUCCCGUUUUCCCCCCCGCCAACAUGGUCAGCCCCGUGGCCAGCGUGCUGAAGGAGAGGCUCAGCACCGUCAACUGGGCGAGAGCCGGGCUCGGCCUCCCACUGAUUGAGGAAGAAGAGUUGUCGCAGGAGCAGGAGUCGCUGGACACGACCGACGCCACCGACUGGUCCAGUUUCUCAGUUCAUGGCGUGGGUGACCACACAGCGAGGAGCCCGGCGCUUCCGUCGAGCAGUUUCACCUCCCUGCAGGAGUACAGGGAGGAUCCAGGUGGUAACACCAAGGCAGAGCGUGCCCAGGAUGUGGGGCCCGGGAGCGAGGCUAUCUCCAUGAGUACAGGGACAGCCCAUGUGUCCUCGCCCAGGAAGGUCUACGACACCAUCGCUCGGGACACAGCGAGGUCGACCGCCGUGCAGCUCGACUUCGACGACGACAAGUACCGCAGACGGCCAGCUCUCACCUGGUUCGCCCGCUGGUUCAGGAACACCACGGCGUCGAAGAGGCGGCCCCUGUCCCGGCUGCAGCGCCUGCUGGCGGUGCUGGUGGUCGGCGUGCUGGCCUUCCUCACCCUGGUGGUCGUCAUGUCCCGGCUCGGCCGUGCCUCCGUGGAGAACGACCCCAACUGGGACCUUAUGCAGAACCCCCACAUCCAGGUGGGGGCCGAGUAGUCAGUGUCAGGGGGGUGGGGGGAAGGGGUGCUGGUCGACGGGGGAUCCCUCGGCGCCGGAUGGGACCGAACUGGAUGCCCUUUGGAGAGACCGCAUUCCCCGCGAGGAGUGGGGGGGAGGGGGCGAGGGCUGACCCCCCCGCCCCCGCGUUGUGGGGGUCACGUAGCGGACGGUGGCGGGGCAGCCCUCGGCUGGUGGUGUGGGGAGUGGAACUGUCGACGUCUCGGUCUGAAAGCCUGUCCCAGGACUGGGCAGGAAGCGGGGAAACCACGGACUGCAGAAUCUGGAUGUGACGCAGGACUGAGGAUACAGGAGGGAAGAGCAGGGUGCCCACCCCACCCCACCCCACCCCACCUCCCCGCUUUUGUCCACCUAUCACUGCUCUGCUUUCCCCUCCUGUAUAUCGGGCUUCCCCUCUUCCUAUCAUCACCGCUGAAGGAGGGUCCUGACCCCAAACGUUGACCGCCUGCAUUUCUCCGCGGAUGCUGCCUGGCCUGCUGAGUUCCUCCAGCGUCGUCGUGUUUUUCAUCGGGGAGGGGGGGUGGCC